AUGGCUGCCGUCGAAAUUGAACAACCGUCUUCCCCAACAAACGUUCUCACGCUUGAAACUACGCUACCUAAAACGGAUACCGACAACCAGUCGUUCUCAUCGACCUCGACUGACCGCAAAACAUCCUCGUCAACAUCAGCAUCGAGCAACAAGGACCCAACCAAACGCAUCCGCUACAGUGUCCGCACUCCUCAGACCAUGACUCUAUCCCCAACAGAGACCGAUGACUCUCAAUCGAAAAAAGCGAAACGUCGGAGUUUCAGUUUCUUCAAAAAUAACGCUAAAGGCGAAAAGAAAAAGGACUUGUCCGAGAAGCUUAACCGAUCAUCCGACAAACGUAGACUGGCCAAAAGUCAAACCGCCGAGAAAAGAAUCAAACGUCGUAGUUUUAUGGACAUAUUUCAUAGCUCAUCCGAGUCCGAGAUCGAGUCCGACGUAAGCAAGCACACUCGGAGUCGAAGUCUAAGCUUGGGCAAACCGCCUUCGUUCAACAACGACGACCUUGACCAGAAUCUCUUGAGUCCACUUCCAGAUUCAAAGUCUAAACGGCGCAGUCUAAACAUCUCAGAGUCAUACCCGGAUGAGGAUCGAACACGCAACAAUCGUACAAAGAACAGAUUAUCUUUGAACUUGGAUUUGUUCACGUCUAAAAGUUCGACGCGAGGAAUUCCCGGUGAAACAUCUACCUCCAUCGGAAUUCCGUCUUUUCUUGCCAAUAGUCUCUCGAUUAUUUCAGCUCCUACUUCGCCGGCUACCGAGAGACCAAAGGGCAUUCUAAAGAGGUCUUUGAGUCAAGGACAAAAAAUUUAUAAAAGUGUUGAGAAUGCAGUCAAAAGCAAUGGUUACAAGAAUGAACUGGGUGGUAGCGAGGUAAAUACCCCGGCUACGUCAUUUGCGGAAGCGGAUGUUGAAGAAGAUAAUGAUUUCGCUUACGAAGGUCUGGGUAAAGGAGAAACCGAAGGAGAAAAUAAAGAUAGAAAAAACGUCAUAGAAAACAAAAAUGAACGCCAAAAACAAAAAGAAUUCGAUUCAUCGAAACUAGACUAUCCCAACUUAUUAUCACCUCCUCUCUCGCCAUCUUUACCUCCGCCGCCACCAACGACGCCAACGCCCCUACCACUAACGUCUUCCCUUAAUACCACACCCAUUGUUAACUUCACUGACGUGUUUGUGGAAUCACCUGUAGAUAGAGAACAUGUGUAUAGAAGCGAUGAUAGUAAGAUGACGAAUUAUGAAAAAUCAUUGAGGAAUAAGGUUUCGGAAACCCCCGACACUCUAUUCCAGCCCCAACGUACCGAACAACUAUCACAACACUCUUCUUAUGAAGCUCUGUUGAUUCGGCAACUUAAUCUUACCGAAAGAAUGGAAGAAACUUUGCGUCGAUGGGAAAAUAAAUUUGGCGACGAGACGGAUAAGCAAGAAGAUAGAGAGACUGUAGUCUCGGAAAGUAAAGAAGACGAACAGCGCAAGGAUGACACUCAGGCAGAUCAGUUAGCGCUUACAACUGAAAAGGUCAAAAAUUUGGAAGCGAAACUCAGCGAGCAGAAAGCAGAAUUGGAUGUAUUGAGAGAGGUUGUUCUUGAUUUGCGAUCAAACCAACAGCUUUUAAUUACGGGCGACCUAUCUUCGUACGAUCCUUCGAAUUUAUCUCUAAUUCACUCUCGCUUAACAAGCUCUUUUCCCCAUCUGAAGUCAUCUCAAUCUACGACGAGCAUCCUAGUAAAUUCAUUGGUGGUUAGGCCAGUUGCAGCGACGUAUAAUAUCGCUAGCUCAGUGAUACAAACGCUAUAUAUUCGGCCUUUUGUUAAAAUCGUGAAGGUCGUCUGGCACAAAGAAUCUUCUGGAGAGGCAAUACAAAUCUGA
Molecule: messenger RNA, 1863 nt
Organism: Paraglomus brasilianum
Lineage: Eukaryota; Fungi; Glomeromycota; Glomeromycetes; Paraglomerales; Paraglomeraceae
Source: the annotation of a GenBank genome assembly